Messenger RNA from Owenia fusiformis, 6171 nucleotides. The record is from the annotation of a GenBank genome assembly. NCBI's taxonomy places the organism in Eukaryota, Metazoa, Annelida, Polychaeta, Sabellida, Oweniidae.
AUGCCAUCUAUUUUCAGGUUCAAUAUGGAAGCUCAGAAUGAGUUGCUACGAAAACAAGCAGAUGGGGUGAAGAUGUUUUGGAAAUCACUCAAUGACAUGCGUAUCAGCGGUAAGCUGUGUGACAUUUUGUUAUCUGUGACACGCAAUGAUGGCAGUGAUGUGGAUUACCCGGCACAUAAGGUCAUUCUGGCUGCCUCCAGUGAAUAUUUUGCAGCCAACUUAGAAGUUCUCUCUACAGUGACUAUCCAUAAACUUACAGAGAUAUCUGAGCUUGGACUAAAAGCUGUACUAGAUGUGAUUUAUCGUCAGGACAUCCCCAGAUUGAUAUAUGACUCACCCGAAGUGAAACAAGCGAGCCUCAAACUAAAAAUAUCUGUUCCUCAUAAUGUUGCAAAUCUUGCUACUGAUAUUCAGAAACCCCCAAUGGAGCCUCCUGUGAUGUCUCUUUAUCCUGAUAUGGCUCUUAGCCUCCCCCAGGCCUCUUAUGAUAGAACAGAUGCACUACUACACAACCAUACUGUGCCUCACAGCUCCAGUUUCCUGGGCAGUCUACAGUCGACCAGCUCAUACUCCUCCCAACUUUUCUCUGAUUUACCACCCACAUUCCGUACUGACCAUCAACCCCUUCUGCCGAAUUCAAAAUCCCCUGAAUCACUCCCCAUACCCACUCAAGGUCAAACUAUAGAUUCCAUGCAACCAGUGCCACCCAAUGUCACCCUAGUGCAACAUUAUAUGCCCCGACCACAAGUUCGUAUGCAUCUACAAAAUCCCUUGGCACCUGUAUCUGGUAUAGCCCACCCUCUCCCAACAAGCCUGCCUCAUCACAUUCCUUUCCCUUUACCUCACCCCUAUAUCAGUCCAAGGGAGGACCAACUGCAUCGUGAACCAAACCCUGUGGAAUCAUGUCCCCAGAUGUCUCAAAUGGAACUCCCCCAAACACAGACACAAACAUCAAAACCACAUCAACGAGAAGGAGAUAUCCAUUCCCAGGGGACUGACCUCCACCCACAGGGGACUGAUCCCUUUUUGGGUCCAACUCAUCCAUACCCCAAAGGUUCUGAUGAAUCCUUCCCUCAAGGAACAAACCCUGCAGAACAUACCCCUCAAGAACAUAAUACUCCAGUACUUGCCCCUCAAGAAAUAAACCCUCAAGUCCUUGAAGCACCUACUCAACAAAGAACUGGCCAUCAAGAACCAAACCCAGAUGCUUAUAAGGAAACACCCCCUGAUAAGGCAGUCAAGGCCAAUAAUGAGCAUGACCAGCCUACAACUGAACAAGAAAAAGUUGAAGAUAGCGCAGUAACUGAUAAACCCAAGAAAUCAAAGGCAAAGCGUAGCAGAGGAAGACCUAAGAGAACUAACAAUAAAGCUGAUAAUGGUGAUUCAAAUUCUCAAGAAACUACACUAAAUGUUGACAACCCUUCAGAGGAAGCUCCAAAUAAAGAACCAACAAACUCUGAUAAGGAAUCUGAUAGUGAAGCACCUUAUGAAAGUUUAUCAGUAACUAAACGAGGUGGAUUGAGAAAAAGAAAAGUGAAAACAAAAGAUGAACAGUCCAAGGAAAUGAUAGCUGAAGACACAAGUAAAAAUGCUGAACCUAUCAAAAAACUCACCAGAAGCGGGUCUAACCAAAUGCGUGAAAAGUGUAGUAUCUGUGGCAAAUUUUUCACUAGGAGUACUAUAUUGAGGCAUAUCUGGAAAGUGCAUCAGAAGGGAGAGCCGGAGAAAAUGAGGGGCAGAAAGAAGGUCUACUCAUAUACAAGAACAGAGAGGCAUGGAGACAGAAUAAUGAUACGUUGUGACCAAUGUGAUAAAUUAUUCUCAAAGGAAAACUACAGGAAUCAUGUCGCGAGGACACAUGAGAAAGUUCGUAGAUCAUCAUGUACAAUAUGUAAUAAAAGUUUCUAUGAUGCCAACAAUCUUAAACUCCAUAUUGAAACAGUGCAUGAACGUAAACGUCCACAUCAAUGCGCAAUCUGUGAUAAGUUCAUGGCCCGUGUGUAUGCCCUACAGAUGCACAUCUCUGUACAGCAUGGGCUUAAGUACGCCACCUAUAAAUAUUUACGUGACAACGACCAGCUAGGAGAUAUCAGAACACAACAUUUUCAUAAAAAGAAAAAACAGUUCAAGCCCCAGUCCUCAGCAAGGGUGCGUGAAGUCAUUGUUACACAACAAAAGAAAAGUGAUGCUCCUACCCCCACCAUACCAAUUAGCACUUCUGCAGUAGUGACAUCUGUUGCUGGUCCGAUACAACAAGCCUCAAUGCAUAAUAUGAUGGGACCCUCUAGUAUAGCCCAGCCAAUUUCUCAACAACCUCAGAACCCUGUUCAACCACAAAACCAGAGUCAAACCAAUCAACCAACCAAUCAAACGCUGACGUCACUUUUGCAAGGUCAAAACCAAGCCCAACCUCAAAAUCUAGCGCAACCUCAAAAUCUAGUGCAACCACAAAACCUUAUUCAGCCACAAAACCUGGGCCAACCUCAACCUCAAAUGUUAGCACAACCACAAAAUAUGGCACAACCCCAGCAUCUCCAAGCGCAAUCUCAGCAGAUGUCAACACAACCCCAGGCUGUGUGGCACAACCUGCAACCAACACAAUCUGGUAUGCAGCUAAUACCUCAACAACCAACAACCCAACAAUACUCCGACAUCUCUACCCUUCAGAAUAUGAUUCCUUGGAACACUGCUCCUCAGAACAACACCCAGCCUACCCCUCCUCAGCCCACCCCACAGCCCCCUGUUAUUCCUUCCACCCCUAGGCUUAGUCCCUCGCACAGUACCCGCCGCCUUUCUUGCAGCCUCUGUAAGGAGACAUUCGCCUCUAAUGGAACGCUAUCCCGUCAUGUGGCUCGUAUUCAUACUCUCAACAAUAAGAAGUAUGCAUGCACAUAUUGCAAUAAUAAAUACUUUGAUAGUAGCGCACUUAAAAACCAUAUAGCAACCCAUACUGGUGAGAAGAGGCAUGGCUGCCCUAUGUGUAGCUAUAGGUCAAUACAAAAAGCACAAAUGAUUAGUCACAUCAAGAAUGUGCAUGAUGACAGUAAAAUGAAAAAUCAGGAAAAAUUUCUGGUUGAUCCUAACGCAGCCACAACAUUCUUUUGCCAGAGUUCUGGUUGUAAGUACAAAUCAAAAUAUAAAGGAAAUCUUAAGAUGCAUAUGUUGCGUAAACAUGGUGAUAAUGAGGAGAAACAGGAAUUUGAGUGUGAGGAAUGUAGUAAAACCUUCAGAUUUAAGGACGAUCUUCACAAACAUGUGAAUCGUAUACAUCUCAGAAUCAAGAAAUUUGAAUGUGAGGUUUGUCAUAGAAGUUGUUAUGAUAAGUGGAAUUUACUCAAGCAUAAAUGUAAAGGGAAAACAACAGAAGGCAAACAACAAGGCCAAUUGAGUUCUUAACAGUAGUGACAUUUUGUAUGUGCAGACAGUGAUAUGUAAAUUGAGAAAUAUCUGGGUCUGGGUGUGCCAAAAGUUAUCAAAAUGAAAAGUGUGCAAACAUAUUGAAUUGUGCUUAAUUGAACUGAGAGGAAACUAAUCUAUUAAUUUUGGAAUAGUUGUUAUCUGUUUAUUUUUUGAGAUGAAUCAAAUAUGCAGUUGUAAUUACUUCUGUACUUUAUUUAGUAUGACUAUUUUGCUCUGUAAAAAACAUUGUCUUGCUUGACAGACUGAGAAAUCAAUAAUUUACUAAAUAAAAGCCCAUGGGUGACUGGGUGUUAUUUUGAAAGCAAUUAUUGUAGUCAUCCACUGGAAGAUUUCUUCGUGCUUCUUUUCAGAAAAGUAGCAACUAAGCCUAUUAGACAGAUUGUCGUGGAAUAAUUUCAAAAUACAAAAAAACUGUAAACAGGUAAAUCUGUGAUCUUGUUUUGAAUUUUUGAAUGGCCAAAUUGAAGUCAUAUUAAACCAUAUAUGUGAUGAAAGAAAGGUGCUUAUGCCAGAAAUCAUGGUACACAGAACAUAUUUAAAUGAUAUGAGAAUUUCAUAUAGGCCAUUAGCUAAAACCUUAAAUUAUCUUUAUAGUGAGAAGUACAAUACCUUUAUAGUAAAUUCCUUAUUCCAGUCACAAAUGUUUUUACAUGAAUUGUAUUGCAUAAAAGUCGUUUUCAUGUUUUCAGUGAACAAUUUCGCUUGUAACCAAAUAUGUUCUUUCUAUUGGCAUAUUUUAAAUAUGUUCAUUUUUACAUAUUUAGAGUUUUACUGAAGUUUAAGAGCACAUGCAACUUGAUUACAAAAAUGUUAUUGAUUGUUAAAAAUGCAUCAUUGAAAUAUGAAUGGUGUUUCAGUUGUGAUGGUUGAAAUAUAAAUGGUGUUUCAGUUGUGAUGGUUGAAAUAUAAAUGGUGUUUCAGUUGUGAUGGUUGAAAUAUGAAUGGUGUUUCAGUUGUGAUGGUUGAAAUAUGAAUGGUGUUUCAGUUGUGAUGUUUUCCUAUUGAAUAUGCCUAAUUCACACAAAUGGGUUAAAAUGAAUUAUUAGUAAAAUGGAUUUACAGUGUAUGUACAAAAAAACGGUGACAACUUACUUAUUGAUCUGUUUGAUUCAAGGAAAUGUUUAGGGAACUUUUUGUGAUAAUUUCUUUUUUUGUUCUAUGAACAACCAUUUCAACAUCAAAGAGUUAACAGAAUAUGCAUCUUUUCAUUAUUUUAAAAUUUAACAAAGUUUGGUUUGAAAAAUCACAUUUAAAAUAUACUUGUGCCAGAAAUAUGCCACAAUAUGAAUAAUUUUGGAAACCAUAUGACACAACUCAGUUCUUGAAAUUAGCUUGUCUGUUACCUGAAUGUAUCUAAGAAAAAAUGAAAUUAUAAUGAGGUGCUUUGCAUGAAAAUGUCAUUGUAAAUUGAAGGCAUUAUUUUAUCCCACUCAUACAUAAGUCAUAUACUAAACAUAAUAUUAUAUUUUUGUAUUCUUCUGUGUUAGUGAUAUUAUUAUCAGAUUAUAAGAUCUGUAAACCACCAUUAAAUGUUAGUCGAUUCCAAUGAAAUAUUAAAUCUGAUUUUAAGAUAUGUUACAGAUAUACAGGGUGUUCAAAAAAAAAACGCAACCCAAAGAAAUUGCUAUAUCUUGAAAAAUACUUGUUCAAAUAUGUUCAUUUUUUCAGGAAAGAAAGAAGAGACUGUGUAUGUAUAGCUCCUGUAGUUGGUUAGUUGUAAAAAAUGAUGCAUUGGACUCCUGCUCAGAAGACAGCUGUACGAGGAAAAUACGAAAAACCCAGUCAGGGCUGACUGCAACCGCAAAAAAACUUAAUAACUUUUCAGCCAUAGUGUUUUGGCUCUUCAAAUUUGGCACAAAUCAUCUUCAUUCACUGUAUGGUAAAUCUCUAAAGUGAAAUUAAAAUCCCUUCAGGGACUUUACAGUUACGGUCAAAAUGCUUUCAAAUCUCAGUAAAACGCCCUGGUUCCGGCAGACUUCAGAAGGCAUUUUGACCAUAACUGUAAAGUCCCUGAAGUGAUUUUGAUGAAACUCCACAAAUUUACCACACAUUGAAUGAGGAUAAUCUGUGCCAAAUCUGAAGUGCCAAAACACUAUGGUUAGAAAGUUGUGAGGUUUUAUUGCUGUGGCAGUCACCUCUGACUGCGUUUUUCGUAUUUUCCUAGAACAACUGUCUUUUGGGCAGGUGUCCAAUGCAUCGUGUUUUACAACUUACGAACAACAGGAGCUAUACAUACACAAUAUCUUCUUUCUUUUCCUGAAAAAAUGAACAUAAUUGAAUUAGUAUUUUCCAAGAUAUAGUGAUUUUCCAUUCGCGUUUUUCGUAUUUUCCAUGUACGACUGCCUUUUGAGCUGGUGUACAAGACAUCAUGUUUUACAACAAACUAACAACAGAAGCUAUUCAUACACAGUCUCUUCUUUUUUUCCUGAAAAUAUGAACACAAUUGGAUAAGAAUUUUCCAAGAUAUAGCGAAUUCUUUGGGUUGCGUUUUUUUUUGAACACCCUGUAGUUAGCAUAAGCAUGAUGACAUGUAUAUGAAUACUGAAUUUGUACAUGGUAGGCUAAUAUUUUAGUACUGAAGAAAAAUAUAUUCAAUUAUAAACAAUUUUUUUUAUGUUUUGUUAGAUCAGAUCUCACUUUAUGUAUUAAGAUAAACUAGAAAUACUGGCACUAGUCAACCAAUUUAUGGCUGCCCAUUGCAAGACUUGUAAACCUAUUCUUGAAGAGAGAUGAUUGCACAAAGCUAAAGCC